AUGUUUCUUCAAUCGAAUACACAAUAUUAUAUGAGAGUAACAACAUUUUCUCCAAAUGUAACCGGAAAUUAUACAAUUAUCAUAUCAGCAUUAAAUCGUGUUAAUAUUCAACAAAAUGUCAUCACUACGACAACAACAACUCCUUCUCCACCUCCACCAGAUCCUCACCCUUGUUUUUCCGGUGAUAGCUGGAUCGAGUUAUUUGAUGGACAACGAAAAAGAAUCGAUGAAUUACCUACGUUCCAUACUCUCCAAACGGAAUCAAAUCAUACAAUUAGUUUAACCUCUUUACAUUUAAUUCCAAUUGUUUCUGUAAAAGGUAAUUUAGAAUAUAUUCCAGCAAAAGAAGUCCAACUUGGUGAUUAUCUCUUUGUUCUUUCUGACCAAAGAAAAUUAAUUCGUUCAAAAAUCAUUCGAAUUGAAAUUGAACUUAAACUAGGUUACUAUGCACCUUCAUCAACAUCUGGUAUGUUAACAUUAGAUCAUUCUCAUACUUAUGAAUUCUUUUCUUUUCAAGGUACAUUGAUGGUUAAUAAUGUUUUAGUAAGUUCCUAUGCUAAUGUUCAUAGUCAUCAAUUAGCACAUCUUGCAAUGGCACCACUACGUUUGUAUCAUUAUUUAUCGAAAUAUUUACCGAUAAUCAAAGGAUUAGAUGAAGACAACAAGGAAGAAUUUCAUUGGACAGCCAAAACGAUGUUUCAUCUUGCUCAACAAUAUUUUCCAUUCCUAUUACGAUUAUCCUAA
Molecule: messenger RNA, 744 nt
Organism: Adineta ricciae
Lineage: Eukaryota; Metazoa; Rotifera; Eurotatoria; Adinetida; Adinetidae
Source: the annotation of a GenBank genome assembly